ACACCCACUCGGCCCAGAACCCAGGAGGAAAAAAAAGAAAGGCGGGGAGGGACGGGGCGGGGCGGAUAGGGGCCCCCUCUCUCGCUUUCUUGCUAGCACGCCCUAACCCAACGGAAUACACCAUGGUCUGGCUGCUGGCGGCGAUCGCGUGCAGGGGGGCAACAGGGCUCCGACUCCGCCUGGGGCCUCUCCUAAACAGCCCCCUCGGGCCCGCUGCCCCUUUCACCCCUCGCUUUCUGCUCCUUCUCGGGCCUGGUCCCAUGCACGCUCAGAUAAGCCUCUUGCGAACGGGAGGCAGCGGAGGCGGCGGCUGUGGCAGCGACAGUGGCAGUGGCAGCGGCAGCGGCAGCAGCAGCCGCCCCAGGAGCAGCGACGGCGUUAGCAGCAGCAGCAGCUUGGGGAGUUCCUGCCCCCAGGACCCGAAGAAAACAGAGACAGCACUCACAGACUCCGGUGUUGUGGAUGAGAAAAAGCAAAGCAAAUCCCAGCAACUGAAAACCGUUUUUAAAGAAUAUGGAGCCGUGGCUGUUUCAUUGCAUAUUGGGAUCUCGCUACUAUCUUUGGGAAUAAUCUACUUGAUUGUUUCAAGUGGCGUGGAUGUAUCUUCCUUUCUCUUCAAACUAGGGCUUGCAGAGUCGUUCCAUAAAUCUAAGAUUGUCACCGGCACAAGCACAUUUGUAAUGGCCUAUGCUGUUCACAAAUUGUUUGCUCCAGUAAGGAUUAGCAUCACGUUAUUUUCUCUGCCAUUACUUGUCAGAUACUUUCGGAGAGUGGGUCUUUUUAAGGCCCCAAGCAGCAAGCCUUGAUUCAUUAACCAGACACAAACUUGUCUUUUAAGUCUUAAGCUUUUGAGGUGUGUGUGUGUGUGUGUGUGUGUAAGUAUAUGUAAAACAAACUCUAUUUAUACUCUGCUAUAAGAAUUUGAUAUAAAAGAAAUUCUCUCUCUCUCUCUCUCUCUCUCUCUCUCUCUCUCUCUCUCUCUCUCUCUCUCUCUCUCUCUCUCUCUCUCUCUCUCUUCUCUCUCUCUCUUUCUCUCUCUCCCCCUUCUUCCCUCCUUCCCUCCCUCCCUCCCUCCCAGACUGGGAUUUAAUGGUGUUGCUGAGUUAAGUAUCCAGAUUAUCACCUUCUCUGGGCCUCAUUUCCCUGUUGGUAAAAUGAGAGGGUGGGCCUAGAUGAUCUCUAAAGUCCUUUCUGAUUCUUACAUUCUGUGAUAGAAUAAAUGUCUGUAUCUUCUCUAAUGUCAGCAAAACUUAAAGGAAUCAAUGCUGAUUCUCAAACACAAAGUUACUCCGUAUUGCUUUCAGGAGGUUGAUGAAUCUACAAAAGCUUCAGAGGGGGCUCAUCUCUGAGUGAGUUAAUAAAGAACAGUGAUUGAAGCUUACUUUUAGAAAUCCUGCCUUUUCUGAUACUUGGCACACUGCCUCUGGCUAAAUGUGGAAUAUUGUUUCUGCAGAACAGCUGCACUUCUAUGAUUAAUGAAGGCAAAUUUGAGGUUUGACACCAUAUAAUCAGGAUCCAAAUUAGCAGCUACACUUUAGUGACACUCAUUAGUUUUGUUUUGGAACAUUUAAAAAAUAGUUCCUGGUAAUGUUUACUUUGUCUUCCAACAGAGCACCUUGGAAUGUAAAUAUUUCAGGACGCUGCCUUACUUUCAUUAAGUUUUUCAGUGGAUCUAGGCCCAGCUGCUCAGUGUGUUCCUUUUUUCAGGUAAACUUAGGGGAAUGUUUUGUUUUGUUUUGCUUUUCAGUAGUAGCUGUGGCAAUACAGGGCCCUUAAGCAUUAUUUAUAAAAACCAAGAAAUUAAAGGGAUGAUCAACCUAUCUGGUUUUUCCUGGAAUUGAGCUAACCAUAAAAGAUCAUGUAUUUUGAGGCCUUUCAAUGUUAAGCCUAACAAAGAGAGAGAAAAAACUCACCAAGUAGUAAGUGAGAAUUUGACCCUGACAUUUGCUUUGAAUAUUGUCCUUGUUGAGGUAUAGCUAAGUCCCCACUUUGUAGCUAGAUGGUGCAGUGAGUCAGGAUCUCAAGUACAGAUCCUGCUUCAGACACCAGCUGUAUGACCCUGCAACCUUUUUCUUUCUCAUUUUCCUCAUCUGAAAAAACAUAGACAAAAAUAGCACCUAACUCCCAGAGUUGUUGUGGGGAUCAUAUAAGACAAAUAUAUGUGAAAUAUUCAGAAUGAAUAAUUAGAAAACUUUGGACUCUGAAGGAAAAAUUGAACUUUAGUUAUAAAAAUCAACUUGCCAGGUGGAUAAUUUUAGAUGCUUUGCAAACCUUAGCUAUUAUUAUUGCUCAAAAAAUUACUAUGCAGAAUUAGAUUAUUUUUCCCCUAGUUUUUCUUUAAAGCAAUUUAUCUUGCUUUGAGUAGAUACACUUGGUGUUCCAGAUUUCAGGGAAUUGUUUUUGUUCUAAAAGUAGGUCAGCUAAAGCAAGGAUAAUUUGUGAAGUGGUUAAAGACACUAAGAAAUAGACACUUUCCUGUCUGCUUUGUCUAGAAGAAACCCCUGAAAGGUUUGGGUUUGGUUUUUUGUUUUUUGGGGGGGGUUUUUGUAUAAUAAAAGGGGUAUGUGUCAGAGUAAUAAGUGAAAUUGUACUUCUUGCCCUUUCAUUCCACUCCCAUUUUACCUGCUAUACCACUUUCAAAGAUUCAGAUGCUUAAAGAAGAACUGAAAUCUCCAAAUGCCUUGAAGGACCAAGUUGCAUCAAUUGAUGUAAUGUUUCUUUUUCUUUUUAAUCAAUGAAGCAAAAAAAAUAGUAAAAUGAAAAUUUUUAUUUAAAAGUAUAAUUACGAUAAAUUUUUUGUAUCAACUGAUAAAUCAGAUUCUAGUAUUAAGGAUUGUGAGGAGUCCCUAAUAAGAAUGUUAAAUAAAAUACUUUAUAUUUGAAAAGUAGCAUAAGCCACCUUGUGGUAUACUCUGCUUCAGAGACCCAUGAUUCUAUUAGUGCAGUGGAUACAGGCUUUACUAAUGUAAAGUAUAGCUGUUACACGCUUUUUAAUAAACUGUUGCAUGAAUUUUUGUGGCUGAAAAAAUGAAAUACAUGGUACCCCAUGUACCACUGAUAACUACAUUCAGGCCAUCUCCAGACUUAUACUAGAGUUUUUCCAGCUGUUGAAGAUCUGAGUAAAUGAACAAGAAAACUUCAUUUUUUUUUUAAUACUUACCUUCAGUCUUGGAAUCAAUACUAAGUACAGAUUCCAAGGCAGAAGAGCUGUAAGGGUGAGGCAGUUGGGGUUAAGUGACUUGCUCAGGGUCACACAGCUAGGAAAUGUCAGAUCAAACUGAACCCAGAUCCUCCUGUCUCCAGGCCUGGUGCACUAUCUACUGAGCCACCUAGCUGCCCUAAGAGAACUCUUAAGUAAUUGCAAUGGUGAUUACAAUAUUAUCUUGACAAGAAAUAUCUAUCUGAGCCACCAUUCCAUUGCAUUUUAAUUAUCCUUUCUGUAGUCGAGAAGAAUGAAAAAUAAGAAAAUCUUUGGACUCUGAGGAGAAAUUGUACUUUAGUUAUAAAAAUCAACUUGCUUAAUAUAUAAUUUUAUAUUUUCAUAGUUGAUUUUCAAGGGAAUAACAAACAACUGGACUUUGUUCUGCUUCUGAGAACAAACCAAGCCAUUUUAAAUUUUCAUUCUGUCUUUGGGGAAAAUUGAAUGUAUAAAUUAUAUGAAAUAUGUAUAGAAGAGGCAUUUUUGUAAAAAUAUGUAAGGCAUAUUUUGCAUAAUGAGAAUAUUUUUAAGCCCAACAGUAAUUGUUUCUGACUUAAGAAGCAGAAGAGACUAUAUUGUACUAUGAGUGUUAUAGAAUUACAAUAAAAUGUUUUGUCAGCA
This is a messenger RNA of Monodelphis domestica (gray short-tailed opossum), 3820 nucleotides long. It is a transcript of the gene MIMS2, whose product is annotated as mitochondrial inner membrane scaffold 2. Gene Ontology annotation, cellular component: mitochondrion. The record is from RefSeq and is a predicted model, not a curated record. NCBI's taxonomy places the organism in Eukaryota, Metazoa, Chordata, Mammalia, Didelphimorphia, Didelphidae.